Molecule: messenger RNA, 6087 nt
Organism: Mobula hypostoma (lesser devil ray)
Lineage: Eukaryota; Metazoa; Chordata; Chondrichthyes; Myliobatiformes; Myliobatidae
Gene: kif5ab
Product: kinesin family member 5A, b
Exons: 29
Coding region: 810-3923 (1037 amino acids)
Biological process (GO): mitotic cell cycle; microtubule-based movement
Cellular component (GO): microtubule
Molecular function (GO): microtubule binding; ATP binding; microtubule motor activity
Source: RefSeq, a predicted model, not a curated record
CCGCCAGGCGGGGUAUCUUCCCCGUUGCCAGAGCCUCGCCCUGUUUGUUUGUUGUGACUCUGUGAAUGGCGGCCCGGCCAGCCUAUCGGAUACAUCCUGAAUGUCACCUACUGUUUCAUCUGGUGGCAGCUCAGCCAAUAGGAAGCAAAGGGAGGUGGGGCAGUCUCUGCUCUCCUGAAUGAUGCAUUGGCAGAGGAGAUUGGGCUAUUGUAGCAAGGGCUUGUCUAGUGCUUGUGUAUAUAAUAUAAAUAAUUAUAAAUUUAUUUAAUUUUAUAUAGCUUGGGAAGCAGAAGCUGAUUGGGAUUAGUUUUUUUGUAUUUGCUGUCUGCAUACUGCAGAGACAGCAUCCUAAUUUUAAUCAGGUGCUGUCAAUCUCAAAGGAUUAAUUUUCUCCUGUUGUUUGAUGGAACUGAAGUGCCAAACCUGCAUGAUUUUCGCUUAAAUAAGGAUCCUGGGGUAAUGCAAUAAGGAGGGACUGAAAUCAUCCCAGCCGCUGCUUUGGAUUAGGCUCUCUCAUUCUCUCUCCCUCACCUCAGUUCUCUAUUCCAUCUCGUUUUCCUCUUCACAACCUUAUCUCCUCUCUUCUUCUUACUUUUUCUCUCUCUCCUCCUCCUGUUCUUUCUCUUUAUCUCAUCCUUUGUUUACUUGAUAUCAUCCUCUCCCCUCUCUCGUUAUCUCUCUUCCCCUUUCUCUAAUUUUCUCCACCCUUUCUCUUUCUCUCUCUCCCGUCUCUUUCUUUCUCUGCCCCCUUUAUUCUCUCUCCUCCUGCCUCCUUAUUUUCCUCUGCAUUGGCCUGCUUCUCUCCCAUCAUGACGGAACUGACCCAGUGCAACAUCAAGGUGAUGUGCAGGUUUCGACCGCUCAACCAUGCUGAGAUCCUCAGGGGCGAUAAAUUCAUCCCGAAAUUUCAAAACGAUGAGACAGUAGUGAUCGCGGGGAAGCCGUAUGUCUUCGACCGGGUGUUCCCAACCAACACCAGCCAGGAUCAAGUCUACAAUGCCUGUGCCAAGCAGAUUGUGCGAGAUGUGUUGGCAGGAUACAACGGUACCAUUUUUGCCUACGGACAGACCUCGUCUGGGAAGACGCACACCAUGGAGGGUUCUUUGCACGACACACACUUGAUGGGCAUCAUACCCAGGAUCGCGCAUGACAUCUUCAACCAUAUAUAUGCCAUGGACGAGAACCUCGAGUUUCACAUAAAGGUUUCCUACUUUGAGAUCUACAUGGACAAGAUACGUGACCUGCUGGAUGUGGCAAAGACGAACCUCUCUGUGCACGAGGACAAGAACAGAGUCCCUUUUGUUAAGGGUUGUACGGAGCGGUUUGUUUCCAGCCCAGAGGAGGUGAUGGAUGUGAUAGAUGAAGGGAAAUGCAAUCGUCACGUCGCAGUCACCAACAUGAACGAACACAGUUCUCGGAGCCACAGCAUCUUCCUGAUCAACAUCAAACAGGAGAAUAUGGAGACAGAACAGAAACUCAGCGGGAAGCUCUACCUGGUCGACCUGGCUGGAAGCGAGAAGGUCAGCAAGACGGGGGCUGAAGGAGCAGUGCUGGACGAAGCGAAGAACAUCAACAAGUCUCUGUCCUCCCUGGGGAAUGUCAUCUCCGCCCUGGCCGAAGGAACGAAAGCUCACGUGCCAUACCGUGACAGCAAGAUGACCCGGAUCCUCCAGGACUCCCUUGGAGGCAACUGCAGGACCACGAUUGUCAUCUGCUGCUCGCCAUCCAACUACAAUGACGCGGAGACCAGAUCCACCCUCAUGUUUGGACAGAGGGCAAAGACGAUCAGGAACACGGCCUCUGUCAACCUGGAGCUGACGGCAGAGGAAUGGAAGAAGAAGUACGAAAGGGAGAAGGAGAGAAACAAGGCUCACAGGGAGACCAUCCGACGGCUGGAGGCUGAGCUCAGCCGAUGGCGUGACGGAGAGGACGUCCCCGUGAGUGAGCAGCUGCCGGAGAGGGAGGAGAUAUGUGACGUCACCCCGGCGGUGGACAACUCCUCCAUUGUGAUCCAUAUCUCCAAUGAGGAGAGGCAGAAGUACGAGGAGGAGAUCCGCAAGCUCUACAAGCACCUGGACGAGAAGGAUGAUGAAAUCAACUUUCACAGCCAGAUGGUGGAGAAACUCAAACUGCAGAUGUUGGAUCAGGAUGAGCUCCUAGCCUCAACCCGUAGGGACAACGCCAAGAUCCAGGAGGAGCUGGGGCGGUUGCAGACUGAGAAUUACAGCGCCAAGGAGGAGGUCAAAGAGGUUCUCCAGGCCCUGGAGGAGCUGGCUGUCAACUACGACCAGAAGACCCUGGAGAUGGAGGAGAUGUCCAAGCAGAAUGGAUUAUUGGCAGAUGAGCUGGCCAAAAAGAUGGCAACACUGAUUGGGUUGGAGGCAGAGUUGCGUCACACCCAGGAAAUGAGCAACCACCAGAAGACGAGGGUGACAGAGGUCCUGAACAACCUCCUCAAGGACCUGGCUGACUUCAGCAACAUCCUGGGCAACGGAGAGUGGAAGGUGCCUGUGGAGUUCAGUGGUGCCAUUGAAGAGGAGUUCACUGUGACGCGACUCUACAUCAGCAAGGUGAAAUCUGAAGUGAAGAUGCUCUUGAAGCGAUGUAACCAACUGGAGAACAACCAGAGUGAGUGCAACAAGAAAAUGGAGGAGAACUCUCGAGAGCUGUCUGCCUGCCAACUCCUCAUCUCACAGCACGAGGCCAAGAUCCACUCACUGACAGAGUACACUCAGAAUGUGGAGCUGAAGAAGCGACACCUGGAGGAAGCUUACGAUGCUCUCAAUGAGGAGGUGUCCAAGCUGCAGACACAAGAUAUGGUGAACAAAAUGGAGGAAGAGGUGGAGGACGGGAGAUCAGGAGAAGAGGGAGGUGUGAAGAGUACCCUGGAGAAGCAGAUGGAGAGCCAUCGUGACACACACCAGAAGCAGCUGGCUCAUCUGCGCGAUGAGAUUGCAGAAAAGCAGAAGAAGAUAGAUGAGUUGAAAGACCUGAACCAGCAGCUGAACUUGGAGCUUGAGAAACUGCGUGACGAUUUCAAGAAGUUGAAAAGUGAGCAGCAGGAAAAAAGCGAAACAAUUCAGGAGCUUACAUUUCUCCACGAGAAACACGAGCAGUCCAGGCAGGAUCUUAAGGGACUUGAAGAGACUGUGGCACGAGAACUUCAAACUCUGCAUAACCUACGAAAACUUUUUGUUCAAGACCUCACCACACGUGUCAGGAAAAACACUGAGCUGGAAGCAGACGACAGCGGUGGGUGCGUCUCACAGAAACAGAAGAUAUCCUUUCUUGAGAACAACCUGGAUCAGCUUACAAAGGUUCACAAACAGAUCUCUUCCCUUUGUCGUUGGGGGAUCCCUGAACGGGACAACUACGCCCAGCUGGUUCGUGACAAUGCAGACCUGCGUUGUGAGCUUCCGAAGCUGGAGAAACGACUGCGGGCUACGGCUGAGAGAGUGCGGGCCCUGGAGGCAGCACUGAAGGAGGCGAAGGAAGGAGCGGUGAAGGACCGCCGGCGCUACCAGCUGGAGGUGGAGCGCAUCAAAGAGGUGGUGCGCUCCAAGAACGGACCCAAGAGGACACACACAGCGCAGAUUGCGAAGCCAAUUCGCCCAGGACACCACCCAGCUUGCUCCCCUUUGGGUCUGCAAGUCACUCGUAACCCUGACUCCUGCAACUUCAGCAAUGCCCUCUUCCAUACGUACCACCCUUUCUGCCUGGCUGACAGCUCCAAGAUCAAAUACUCAAUAGGUGGACCCUGCAGCAGUGUGCCCACCGAUUGCCUUGACCUCUGUCAGAAGGAGAUUGUGGAUAAUGGGAAUGAGACAGACAUCAAUGACAACAGGAGUGAAAUGCACUGUGGUUGCAAGGCCGAGGACCCAGCAAAGCUCUACAUCAUUCCCCAGCAGACAGCUGCCAGCUAAUGGAUCAACCCCACCUGUAGGAGGCUCCCACCCGCCUGCGGAUCACCUGCUCCUGUUCCUGUGGCUUCAAGGAACACUGUGGAACCAUCCUCCUCCAUCACAGCCUUAGCUCUCCUUCCCCUAUCCCCCCCCCCACCUCCCCCUUCGGGCUGUGUGCAGCAGCGAUGGUUCUCGGAGGGUGCAAGAAGUGGCUGCUCCCAAAGACGCGUACACACUCAUCUCAUGCCAUGCAAGGUGGGAGCCUUUGCUCUGGAGUCAGCCAUCCCUCUGACUCUCUUGCUGCGUGUCCUGUUCCUCCCCCAUCCUCACCACCCACCCCCCCAUGACUGCAUACUCGACGGACCGAUACCAGGUUCACAGUCUCUGGAUUUCCUGAGAAUAUUCCAACAUCACAUCCCCUACCCCUCCAUCCACUCUCCUGGUGUUCUGGAUCAGUCUGAAGGUCCCAAGUGUUUUUCUGGCUCUCCCCCCCCCCCCACCCCCAGGUGUUUCUAGAUCAGUGCUGCACCAUGUGAGAGGUUGUUUUCUCCCAUAUCAGCAUUCUGGGAAAGUUCCGGACAGUGCCUGGAGGCUGACAGCGAGGAGCUGAGCAAGAUUGCUGGUCAUUCAUGCCACCUUGGAUUGCUGCAUUUCUAGAUCGAUGCAGUGUGUUGCAUGUUCUAGAUCACCAUGUUCCAAAAGACGGGCCCAUCCUCCUGUCCUGAAUAAGAGCCAGUUUAACUGGAACGGUCUGCUUCUCCUGGUUAGUGCCUCGACACACAGGAUCACGAUUGUUCUGGAUCAGCGUGGAGCCGGACAGGACCGCCCAAUGUUCAGGAUAAAUCUAACACUGGGAAGGGUGUCCACUGUUCAGGAUCACUGAGUCAUUAAGCAGGAUGCCCUGUUUUUCUGGAUCAUUGUGGCACCAGGCAAGACUGCCAUUGUUCUAGAUAAUUGGAGCACAUGGUUGCUGUACUUGAUGAGCAUGACACUGGAGAGGAUACUCUACUGUUCUGGAUAACGGUGGCACAGGGAAGGAACUGCCCCAAUUCUAGAUCAGCUAUGGUUCAGGUUGGCAGUUGGCAGCAUCGACCACUGUUGUAGAUCAGUGUUGCCCUGAACAGGGUGAACUCAUCUUCUAGAUCAGAGCGGUGCUGGCCAGGACCCACCGGUGUUCUAGAUUGGCGUGUUGCCAGGUUCAUCUGUGUUCUAGAUCAGCACAGCACAAGGUAGAAUCACCCAUUGUUCUUGAUUGGCAGUGUGUAAAGCAGGAGAGGCAGUGUCUAGAUGAGGGUGGUGGAGGUGCAGUGGAUCAGCCAGUGUUCCAAAUAGUUGUGGCACUAUGUAGAAUGUCAUGGUAGCACUGGCCAGGAUCAGCUGGGAUCUAGUUAGUGUUUUAGCCCACAGUCACUCCAGAUGGGAUUCAGAGAGUCUUCUAGGUCAGGGUGGUAAUGAGGUGGAUUUCUUAGUGAUGUGGCACUGGACCGAGUCAAUUGUGUUGUGGAGCAGGAGAACGCCAGGCAGGAUCAGGUGAUGUUCUAGAUCAUCCUGCGCCCAGGACAGAUUUGGUUAGUGUUCUAGAUUGGUGUGGCAUUGUACAGUGGCUGUUGGUGUUCUAGAUCAGAGUUGUAGCAGCCAAUAUUUUAGAUUCAGGUGGCACCAGGUGCAGAGUUGAUUGGUGUUCUAGGUCAGAGCAGUACCAGACAGAACCAGCCAUUGUUCUAGUUCAGAGUCAUGGUGGGCAGAGCCAGCUGGUAUUCUGGAUUGAUGCGGCAUUUGUGCUGAGACAGAUGGCACCAGUAUGUGUACUGGAUAUAUGGAACCUGGAGACUACCGAGAACCCCACACCCACACUCAGCCCAUGCUCUGGGAACAGUGGGGCGAUCUGACUCCGUGGGGACAGGACUGGAUGGGUGGAAUGACCCCUAACAUUCCAGGUUAAAGCUCGGGGUGUGGAGGGGAGGAGACCCACAGGAUACAUUCAUGGCCGAUCCAGGGAUCCGCUCUGGCCUCUGCACCUCCCCCUUGCCCCCGGCUUGCUUUGUCACUUGUCUGUAUGUUCACCCUCCACCCCAUCCUGCCUUGUCUGCGUUUGUGUCUGUGUUGCAUGUCAACCUGAGAAACACGACCUACCAUCUAUCAGCUCUUUUACCUGCGUGCAGGUCAGAUCAAUAAAAGAUCAGAG